CAAAGAGUGACGCACCACACGACGUCCUGCAUAAUACUUUGCUUAUUCGUAGACACUCACGACGACAACGAAUCGCCACGGAUUGACACUAAACACCGGACGUACGCUCACGUUGGCCGUAGUAAUUGAAUAGGUCAGUCUCAAAUAUCCGCACGUACUGGGAAUAAACCAGUAACAACAGUCUAACACAGACAGUCCAUAGAAUAGUAGGCCAAAUAUUAGGUAACCAUGGCUUCCAAAGUAGCCAAAUCCGCUCAUGAGGCAGCCACCUCCACCAUCUCUGGAGCUAAGGAUGGCUUCACCAGCUCGCUGGAGGGAACGCGCUCAAUCGCAUCAGACGCACUACGCGACGUUUCGCGCGUGGCCAGCGCGGUAUCCAAAGCCAGCGCCAAAGAUGCGCCGCGCAUGGUGUGCGAUGCGACCGAUACAGUACGCGAGGUCGCGUAUGAGGGUCGUAAAGCUGAUGAAACGGGAUGGACUAGUGAUAUGUGGAAGCCCCUGUGCGUGGUUACGAUACAGCUGGUGGCGAUGAACUGGUGCUGGAGUGCAGAGCACAGACAAAUGUACGACCCCUUCUCAACGAUCAGUUUGGCGUUGCCGAUUGUGAUGACGUUCGUAUAUGUGGCCGGUAUAUUAUAUCUUAAGAAUUCCUACAUGGUCAACCGCGAGCCCUUCCAACUCAAGAGUUAUAUGGUGAUGUAUAACUUGUUUCAGACAUUGUUCAAUGUGUGGUCGGUAGUGUCGUUCCUCAAAGAGGUCUUCGCCGAGAACGGGCCGACCUUUAUCUCCGGCGCAGACAAAACACCCGCUGGGUUCAACCUUGGCUUCCUUAUUUGGCUGCACUACAACAACAAGUACAUUGAAAUGCUUGACACCGUGUUCAUGGCGCUACGUAAGAAGAACAACCAGAUCACAUUCCUGCACAUGUGGCAUCACACCCUCAUCCUAUGGGCCUGGUGGGCCGUUGUUAGGUUCGAGUGCGGCGGCACCAGCUACUUUGGAGCGCUAAUGAACUCGGGCAUCCACGUGAUGAUGUAUGCGUACUAUCUCCUAGCCUUGCUGAAGGUUCGGUGUCCAUGGAAACGACACUUGACACAGGCACAGCUGACACAAUUUGUCAUCUGCUUGGCGCACGCUGUGUACGCGUUCACAUACACCACGGAAUACCCCAGAUGGCUCAUCUCGCUGCAGGUCUUUGUCAUGGUCAACAUGUUGGUCCUCUUCGCUGAUUUCUACAAGAAAGCGUACGAGAAAAAGGGAGCCGAUAACACAAAGACGGCUGCCGCAGACACCAAAACUGCAGUUAGUACUAAGGAGGAGUAAACGACCCAAAAGGUGUAUCCGGGGCCCAUAAUUUCUGGAAUGGGGCUCAGAAUUUUUGGGCUCUGUGAUCCCAGUUUGUGUGUACCUCUUUUGAUGCGAGCUGUCAGUGCAUUUCUGUUGGUCCGUGGACACCUUUUCGUUGCAUGUACGUCCAGAACUAUGAGAAUGAAUCAACGGAUUCCGGUGCGCGUAUUGCCAGAUGUGUACAAGAACGCAUGUACAAACCCUUGAGUGGCCUUUGUCAGCAAUUGCAUAGCAGACAUCGUGUGUGGGUUUUACGUUACCCUUCAGCCGCAAUGUAUUGGAAUGUCCUAGUUUUUACAAUAGGAGACCAGGCCAAUGGUAGAUGAUUUGGGACUUGUCUGUCUUGAAUAAAAUUUCGGUUCAUUUUUGACCAGUUUCGGUGUGCAUACUUUAAACACUCCUGAGGUGAUUGCGACGCAUAUUUAUAUAAUUACAUAUAUGUAUCUGUAUAUAUCUAUAUAUAUAUGUGUGUGUGUCAUAUAAAAUAUA
Messenger RNA from Sphaeroforma arctica JP610, 1836 nucleotides. RefSeq lists its product as hypothetical. The transcript is spliced from 2 exons. The record is from RefSeq and is a predicted model, not a curated record. NCBI's taxonomy places the organism in Eukaryota, Ichthyosporea, Ichthyophonida. Gene Ontology annotation, biological process: fatty acid elongation, monounsaturated fatty acid; fatty acid elongation, polyunsaturated fatty acid; sphingolipid biosynthetic process. Gene Ontology annotation, cellular component: endoplasmic reticulum membrane. The coding region runs from base 229 to 1323 and encodes 364 amino acids. Gene Ontology annotation, molecular function: fatty acid elongase activity.